AUGAGCGUCGCUAAUACAAAGCGAGCAUUCUGGGUGCCCACAGACCCACCGGUUUCUUUGGCCAACAAAUUCUCCUUUUAUGUUUGGGUUGUAAUGAUUGGAUUUGCCCAGUUAUGGAGAGAUCUCAAGACAUGGACAUGGUAUCGCCCAUUACACUUUCAAGACAUCGCAAACCAUUACUUUUACAUUCCGAUCGGCCGUGAAGACGUACGCAUCCUUCUCAGCGCGCCUAAUGAUCGUGUGUUGAUGAAAACGAUCCCAAAAGCAAUAUCACAAGACUACAAUGUUAAGAAGAUGUUGUCUUAUCCCGAACGCGAGAUAGUCAACGCGGGAUCUAAUAACUAUGGCGGUUUCACACGGUUCGAGUAUAGCAGUGCAUCUGUUAUCAAACUAGCUCUACAGCAUCUUCCAUUCAAUCCAGCGCCUCCAGAGCUCAGAAUGCUUGCAGAGAAGGAGUUAGCUGAUUACAUGAAUGCCAAGGCUUGUGCUACUGCAAUAUCUGGCUAUGGGGCAAAUCUGCUAGCAUUUCUCACCUUCGCUGAAACAGCAAAGGAACUUGGGCGCCAAUGCAUUUUCCUGCUUGACGCCGAAUCCCAUAGCUCAAUGUUCGUCGGGGCCUUCCUAAACAAGCAGGCGACCUUUUACCGGUUCAAACACAACGAUGUUGCAGACCUAGAAUUCAAAUUGAGGACUUUGAGAGAGAAUAAUUCUAACGCCAUGGUGUGUGUUGCUGUCGAAGGCAUGUAUAGUCUGGCUGGGAACGUGGCUCCAGUGCCUACGAUCCUCGCCCUGAGAAAGAUUUUCAGAUUCUGCCUCUUGGUCGACGAAGCUCACAGCUUCAUGGCACUAGGUCGCGGGGGCCGCGGUUCUUUCGAGUGGUGGCAAGCGCGCGGCUAUGACUGUCCUCUUAAUGAAGUGGAUAUCAUGACUGCAACAUUUUCAAAGAGCGUUGGAUGUACUGGUGGAUUUGUUGUGUCGAAUGGUAUCUAUGCCACCGUUUUACAGAAACAGUCAAGUCUCCAACAUGAGGCAGGCGAUGAGACACUCUCUACGAUCGUGUUACUGAGGGCACUGACUCUAAUUCGAAAGCCUGAGUUUAUAGAGAGCAGAAUGUCCACGCUAGAAAAAAAAUCCCGCUAUGUCGCAGACCGGCUCCGCGAAUCCGGAUGCAUAGUUCUUUCCCCGCCUGGGUCACCCAUCAUCUGUUUUCCUGUUGGUAGUUUCUACACUGUAGGUACUAUUGAGAAGGCGUCUAAAUUUCACGCCGAAUUACUUCAACGCGGUUUUGCAAUCGCCUGCGGUGUCCCUCCGGCUACACCUAUCUGGUCAUGUCGGAUCCGCGUAUGUAUUUUCGCCACGACUUCUUGGAGUGAUAUUCUCGGUUUGGUGAAUGCACUUAUCACGGUCUCAUGUUUGCUCAAAAUUGACGGAGUACGACCCAUCGGUUUCGAUAUUGGAAGCCUCCCCAGCGACGGCCUAAAAGAAAGAACAACAGCAGGAGAGAACCAUGUCGUCGAUUCAGCUCUUCAAAAAUAUGUCCUGGACCUGGCUGCAAAGUAUCCAGCGAAUGGAUCCAAGACUAUAGCACCUCUCACUCUGAGCCAGGUCUGUGACGUUUCUGAGGCUGGUUUGCAGUCUUUCGACAAGUACGGCAUUGGUGCUUCUUCUGUCAGAUGGUUUUAUGGCACGUUUGACGUCUUCAUUAAACUAGAAGACCGACUUGCGAGCCUUUAUCCUUCUCUUAUUUCUUUUUCAGGAAACUGCCGAGCAAUGCUAGGAUCCGAUGCAAACGUUAUGGCAAUCUCAUUGCUUAGCGCCACAACAGCCCCUUUGUAUGCAAAAGAUGUUCUGAAUGUAGUACUGGUUCCGCAAACUGCAUCUUCAUCUGUUAGAAGAGGGGCAACGCUUGACAAGGUCCAGUCUUCGACCCGUGUUAUUAUAUACGAUGACAUGAAGAAUCUAGCAGUACAAGUUCGCGAUCUGCACAAAACCCGAGCCUUCCAUCUCACACUGUACCAAGAGACAGUUUCAAGAGACGGCUCUCUCUUAGAUCUCUCUAACAGUAUCAAGCUCAUCUUAUCAGCAUUUCAAGACAUCUCCAGUCUAAAAGGGCUGACGUUGAUCCUGGAUGACAGCCGAGGGCUUGGAAAGGUUGGACCUCGGCACCUUGGAUUCUUAGACGAAAUGGAGUCCCAACAUGGAACCACGUUCUUCUCAAAAACGCUAGGCCCACAGCUAGCAGCUGUAACGACAGUGGUCGUCUUUGGAUCGUGGUUUGAGUCGUUUCACCAUCAGGGCGGCUAUGUCAUUAGUAGCCAAACGUUCACCGAUUCACAUACAGUCAGUUCAAAGAGCUUCGUCUUUUCAACUCCGCCGAUGAUUGUCCAAGCUGCCAUGUCGGACAAAGCGCUGGAGCUUUUAUCGCAAAGAGACUAA
Messenger RNA from Bipolaris zeicola 26-R-13, 2436 nucleotides. RefSeq lists its product as uncharacterized. The transcript is spliced from 6 exons. Gene Ontology annotation, molecular function: serine C-palmitoyltransferase activity; pyridoxal phosphate binding. The coding region runs from base 1 to 2436 and encodes 811 amino acids. Gene Ontology annotation, cellular component: endoplasmic reticulum. The record is from RefSeq and is a predicted model, not a curated record. NCBI's taxonomy places the organism in Eukaryota, Fungi, Ascomycota, Dothideomycetes, Pleosporales, Pleosporaceae. Gene Ontology annotation, biological process: sphingosine biosynthetic process; ceramide biosynthetic process.